UGCAAUUUGUGAAUUUGUUACGCAAAACAAAUCCGUCGAUUACAAUUGGUCCCCCCUAGUAGCUGUUGCGAAAAGAAAGGAGAAAAUUUUGGGACCACAGUCACGUCCACAAGAUCGAGAUAUGAGUCCGUCUUCAAGGAAGAAACCGUGUCACCAGACGGGCUCGGAGUGAUCUGUGUAACCUCGAAGACUAGAUCGAAUCGGAUUCCACACGGGAUCCCUUUGGUUCCAAGGGAAAGCAACAAGAUCGAACGAUGCCAGCCUGCACCAGCGAGAACAUCUCGCGACUAUGGUCGUCGAGUCCGCCGAUCUCGAGAAGCAACAGCGUGUCACCGCUUAUACCAAGCUCGCCCCUGUCAACGUCGCCGCCUUCGGCGUCAUCGUUAUCGACGUUGAAACGGUCGAUAUCGAAUGUGUCAAAUUCAUCGAACCCGUUGAAUCUGCCGAGCCUGUCGAACAACUCGAGCACACCACCGGUGAUAUUGUCAUCCAGACGCCAGCAACAACAACAAAAGAUACAAUUGAACCACCAAACUCAGUCUACACAGGGUCAGAAUCAUAACCGAAACGAUCCAUUGCUGUUGAGGAUACUGAACGCGUACUUCGGUGUCCUGAUCGGUACGCUGCGCGGGAUCCUCACUGUGAUCAGCUACGUGAUCUGGGCACCUGCGUUAUGGGUAUCGGUAUGGGUCUACAUGAUCUGGCUGAUAUUCCAAUUUCCUUUGACAGCUCUCAAAUGGUUCAUCACCGUGCUCCACACGCCAGCCUCGGAGAGGGUGCGCAGCAAACGUUGCGUUCUGAUCAGCGGCGGCGGCACCGUGCAGACCGUUCAUCUGGCACGGAAUUUCUACAAAGCCGGCGCCAGAGUGGUGGUAUGCGAGCUCGAAGGUCUGUUCGGUUUGGCGAAGUACUCGACCGCCUGCUCGAAAUUCUACACGAUCCCGAAACCCGGCCCGGGAACUGUGAUCGAGUAUAUAAAAGCCCUGAAGGACAUUGUGCAGAAAGAGAAGGCUGUGUACUAUAUACCGGUUAGCGCCAACAACACGGCCUACUACGACGCCCUAGCGAAACCGUAUCUUGAGGUGAUGGGUUGUGAGUGUUUCGUGCCCAGUUCCAGUGAAGUUGCUUCCCUGGACGAUCCUCUGGAGCUGUUGCGACGAUGUCGGACCUUGGGACUUCCGACCCCUUAUCACACGGUGUUGCGUUCCACGCAGGACGUCUGCAGGUUGUACGAGCAGAACGCGUUCGCCACAGGUAGAUACCUGAUGCUGACCGCUGGCCCGGCUGGGAUGAGGGACAGGGGCAAGAUAGUCUUGCCUCCGACCGUUAGGGAAUUCAGGAAUCAACAGCACGAGAUCACCGAGAAUAAACCUUGGGUUGUGAUACGCGAUCCUACUGGGAAUCAUUAUAUCACCUGUACAACGGUGAAGGAGUCGAAGAUCGUGGCGAACGUGACCUGUCUGGUGGACCAGGAACGUGGCUUGAUACCAGAGGAACGACCUGAGGUGACGCAAUGGCUGGACCGAUUCUUCGGCCGUUCGUUCGGCUGGAGGAUCAACGGACACUUGAGCUUCCGUUUAGCGAUCACGGACGAUGGCGAUCUGGUGUCGAUCGGUUGCCGUGUGGGCGUCAGUUUACCGUACAUUUGUCACACUGGAGUUCAUCCACGGCUCGUCUGGAAACCGUGCAGACACUUCUCCAGACAGAACUCUGACGUCUUCGCUGCAGCGGACAGGCAUUUGCUACCGGACGCAGUCGCCAGCGCUCUGAAGCUGCCAACCGGGGAGACGGCCCCGCAUCUGUUGGGUACUGUACUCGACAAACGGGAGGCUUUGUUCGCAUAUUGGGACCCGUUACCCUACUGCGCUUAUUAUCAUCUUCAGCUCCCGUUCAGGCGACUCGCAGGCAUGAUCAGGGCGCAACCGGCCAAGCACAAUCCUCCAUUGGCGGUAGUGCAGUAAUACAGACGCGUUUAGAUUGCCCGG
Molecule: messenger RNA, 1985 nt
Organism: Dufourea novaeangliae
Lineage: Eukaryota; Metazoa; Arthropoda; Insecta; Hymenoptera; Halictidae
Exons: 1
Coding region: 255-1961 (568 amino acids)
Source: RefSeq, a predicted model, not a curated record